Molecule: messenger RNA, 603 nt
Organism: Microthlaspi erraticum
Lineage: Eukaryota; Viridiplantae; Streptophyta; Magnoliopsida; Brassicales; Brassicaceae
Source: the annotation of a GenBank genome assembly
AUGGACACCAAGUACCCUCAUGUUGACACGAUGAAGGCCCUUGGAAUCUUUGAGGAUGUGGAGCUAAUUCUCAAGAACAUGCACUUGGCCAAGCUUUUCUCUUACCACAUGGAAUCCUACAAGGAGCUCACUUGCGAGUUCUUAGCUUCAAUGAGGCAGCUGGAAAUCUUAUUUGGGUUCAACUAUGGAGAGGGACCAAGUGGAACUUCAAGGAAAAGGAACUCCAAAGGGUUUGGGCUACAAUCGCUGAUGGAGUGUACUCUUCCUCAAGGUCAAGGCAGCUCAGAUCAGGAGCCCAGUCUUGAGGAGUUGGAUGGGAGGUUCCAAUUCAAGUUCACACAUCCAUUGGUUGGACCCUCCAAGUUUCUCCUGCCUAACCCAGAGCUCACCACAGUAGUAAGGGGUGAGAACAUUGACUUCAGACCCCCUGUGUACACAUUAGUUGGGCAUGAGGAUGAUUGCGAGAAGAGGAGCGAGCUCGAUCGAGCUGAGUCUCGAGCUGAGGAUCGAGCUGAGGAUCGAGCUGAAGAUCAGGUCCAGGAAGUGCGGAUUUGGGUGAGCCUGAGUGCUACUACUUUGAGGAGUAUGAGGCUCCAAGGAUGA